This is a messenger RNA of Coccidioides posadasii C735 delta SOWgp, 3213 nucleotides long. NCBI's taxonomy places the organism in Eukaryota, Fungi, Ascomycota, Eurotiomycetes, Onygenales, Onygenaceae. The record is from RefSeq and is a predicted model, not a curated record.
GUUUCUAUCCCUAUUAUUCUUAUCAUUUACUAACUGAAAAGAAAACCCCCCAAAAAAAGGACACUGUUUUUAUUUAUUUACAGGAAUCUUAAACCGAUAUCAUGCUGCCAGUGAUUUUGUCAAAGAAUGGCCUUGUUCCGCAGCACGGUGUGCUUGGUGGCUCUCACAUUGCUAUAUCAAUCCAUCGCGGGUUUAAUAUAAUAGCUUUGGGGUUGAAGGGAAUUACCUGCUUCCUGUCUAUAGCUUAAUCAAUUGAGAUUAACUGUUCCUCUAUUCAGGACGGUGAAGGGUUCCAUCUACCAAAGGACCAUAGAUAACUCAGGUCUGUUGAGUACCGUGCAAUAUGCCUAAUGCGGACCGGAAAGCAUCCUAAUGUUCAGUGCAAAAAUGGAUUAUAUAGAUGUAAUCUUCAAUUGCUGCUCAAUACGUUCCAUUAUUGAGCUAGUAUGUUUGGUUUCACUGGAUAAUUGGAUAUACCCCCGGACCCAAGUUCAUCCACUUCACUUAACGAAGAUGUUUUGAGUGAAUUAUCUCAGCAACUCCCCAAUACAUAUGAUAUCAAGCGAGGAACAUUCCUCAAUGCCCCAGCCUUAUAAUUUUUAAGGGGCUGCUUGAUAUCCACCCCUCUCUUCCAUAUCUUGCCUCCGACCUAAUCCCAUUACCACUAACCAGCUUCCUUCCACACAUAACCUGCCACUUAGUCUUCUUCCCAACCGCUUUCUUUCUCUCACUUUCACAGCAUACCGUCAUUCUCUACCUUUCCUCCAUACCUCACUCUUGAGCCAACCAUCUUUUAUCUUGCUAGAAAGAUUUCAUCAUUGUGAUAAGUCUGUUGCUUUCCAUUUUUUGCGAAAAGAUCCCAUUGCGUCAGCGAUUAUCUCAGCUAUAAUACAGCGCGACAUGGCAAUCGAACUGAGGUAUGAGAGUGAAGCGUCUCCUUCUGCCUCAGAAUAUGGAGCGUCCCUCUUCAGCAUUGAUUCCAUUGGGAAGAGACCUGCAUAUUCUGGCUUUACAACCCCUGGAUCUACCAGGGACGUGAACCAGCAAGCCGACAUAACGUCAAAUCUGGCUGCAAAAAACUUGGCUCUGUUGUAUGAUAUCCUUCCGGAUAAGUUUCAUACUUGUUCGCAUCCAUACCACUCGUCAUACAAUGAAGGCAACCUCCCUCUCCUUCUCUUUAGACUGGAGGCCCCAAAAGAAAGCCACUCAGAGCCGAUCGGAUACUUGGUGGAGAAUGGCAAAGUUGUUUUGGACUACCAAGGUAAUCCUGUGCGAAACUUCCCUUUUCUACCGCGAUACAUCUCCGUUAAACCGUCCGGGUGGCUCGUCGAGUUUUGGAUGCGAUCGGAUACCCGUCUCACUUACCGAGACAUCAAAGCGAGAAUGACGGCCAAGAAUGAAGAGCUUCCUUCGGAUAAUGUUUUGAACAUGAGGCGUGAACGUGAUGCUCGCAAGCCGCUAGGCUUGUCUUGCUGGACAGCUCGUCGUGGGGGCAUUACCAAGGCCGAACUCGAGCGUGUUGAGCGGUUAUCGUCAGAAAACGUCAAGUAUAACACCUCUCUAAAAGUGCGUUUCGACCUCCAACCUGCGGCACUUGAAUCAAGGUCCUUCGAUCCAAAUGCGAUGCCACAGUAUUAUCCGUUGGACAUCUUCUUGGACCACCCUAAUGAACUCCAUAAUGCGGGUCAUCGUUUGGAAGAUAGCAUCGAGCUCCUAUUUAGAUUGCAAGUCUUAGCGUCAGAUCUUGGUCUGAACGAUUGGAAAGACCUACCAGAAAAUGAAUUGCCCCAGUGGUGGCCCAAAGCGAAGGGCAAGGCCAAUGCAGACCUGACAAGUGUAAAUCAGAGCCAACUGUCUUCCGCGUCUGGGUCAGUCCUUUCUACACCCAGAUCAGUAUCCAAGCGACGCAUGAGCUGGAAGACGCCCCCGAAAUCCAGAUUGUCAGUUGCUUUCACCGCUGAGACCCCUGAAUGCCCAACGCAGUCCGCAAGCCCUUUUAUGAACGCCAUUUCUCCAUCGGCCGACUUCUUCACUGGCGAUACCGUGGGAGCGACCGGUUAUACAGAUCAAUUCGACACCAUUGCUCAUCGUACGGACAUAAACAAUGCACUGGCUGCCAACUAUUCCGAACUCGGUAUGCAUCAACCUCUGCAAGGACUUGGGGUCCAUCAGCUGUGGACGUCUCCGAUCAGCGGGCUGAACGGCCAAAACGUCGAAAUAGCCACGGCAUAUAAUGAGUCCACUGUCGUAUCCAGACAAGCCAACUUUUUCCCUGCACCUUUUCAAGGCUGCCUGGACGACUAUCAUCUCUUCGAUGGACCAUACAUCUCUGGCUAUUCGACCCCGUACAACCAAGCUGCUUCCACCGAGCAUCUCGACAAUAUCGCGAUGCAAAUCGACCAGCGCUGUCGGGCCUCGAACUAUCCCCAGGGCAUCAACAAAUUUAGCCCUUCACCUUCGCAAUUUCGGGCCCCCUCAAGCCUCUCCAUUCGCCGCAACCAUGCUCACAAGGUGAACACGAGCACUGGCGAGAUCAUGACUCGCAACAAUCCGUUCCCAUGGAGAAGACACCAGCGUAACAUGUCUUCACAGCGCUCUUUCGAAAACUUCCUUAGGGACAACCUUCCCUACUAGGAAUAUUCGAGAUUCGAAUGUUUUAAAGGAAUCCCCAGGUUUCGAAAAGUCUUCUGCGCAAUCAUGUUCCACCGGAGAGGCGUAUAGGCUGCAUGAAAAGAAAAGGAAAAAAGAGGAAGAAAGAUUUUUUUUCUCUAGGACCUGCUUGGCUUUUCUACCUUUGCUUAUGGUUCCAUUUGUUUCCAUGUUGAUAUUUUUUGACCUUUUUGCCUUCACAUUUAUGUUUGAGGACGGUUACUCCCGGCCCUUCUUGCUGGGUUCUAUCCCUGGUUCUACCUCUUGGCUCCGGUCCUUCCCGUGGUUCUUCAUUUCUCAUUGCUUAUUGGGUGCUGAUCCCAGCCCUAGAAGAGACACGGAACUUUCAGUAACUUUCACCUGGCAUCACAGCGCCCUUUUCCCUGUAUUCAUGCCCUUGAUGACUUGACUUGACGCGCUCUAAGCCUUUUUCUGCUUCUUUAUCUUGUGCUUUUCCCACUGAAUUUUCUUUUCUUUUCUUUUUUUAAAUAAAAAAAGAAAACACCUAGAUUGAUACUUUAUCCCCUGUAUUCGGGUUCCCAUGGACCUCACUUUCAUUCUGAG